This is a messenger RNA of Tuber aestivum (summer truffle), 2730 nucleotides long. NCBI's taxonomy places the organism in Eukaryota, Fungi, Ascomycota, Pezizomycetes, Pezizales, Tuberaceae. The record is from the annotation of a GenBank genome assembly.
GCCCGCAUCAAGCACCACUACCACAAAUUCCCACCGUAGUGCAGAGCCACAAAUUUAUCAACCAUGGCAAUGAGCGCGAGGUCCUCGUUCCUCCUCCUAUUCACCACCCUCCUAUUCCUAGCCCUUGCGUCUCCAGCCGCCGCAUUCGGUGCGGGAAACAUCGCGAGCAUCGCGAAAAUUGAAGGGAGAAACUGGCGACACGGUGAUAUUGAGGACACGCUAAAGACAUUGGUAGCGCUUAAGGGCCUCAAGUGGACCUCCAGGAAUGUCCGACGUGUGUACUUUGGGAAUUGGUUGAGGGAUUAUUCACAGGCUCUGGAUGUCGGCACUCUCAAUCGCGUUAAUAAGGAUACCAUUCGUAUUCUAGUUUGGGUGCUGAGCUUUUUGAGCUUUGGUUACGCCACGGGGGAGUUUGAGGUCACGGAGGAGAGGUUAGGGGUUUACCGGCCUGAGGAGCAUAUCGGUUAGCGAGCUACUGCUCGAUUGUUUUGAGAUUUAAUCUUGAUUACCCCUCUUUACUGACGACGAUGCAACAGACAACCCAAGAGACUAUGCCGACAACACCGACGCACGCCACUAUGACCCCCGUCUCCGUCCUCCAGUACACCCGGCAGAACUGGCCGUAGACCCCCUAACCGGAAUGAAAAAUUACAUUGCCAACGAAAGUGGAGGAUGGGCGACCUCCACCGGAUACGUUAAGCACUCCCUUACCAGAUCCAUCCACUUUGGCCGUCUCUACACCUCCGGUGGCGCCGGGGUCGCCGGCCGUGAAAAAGACCUUUGCGAAGCUCUACGCUGCCUUGGUCAGGCAUUGCACUGUCUGGAGGACUUCUCCGCGCACAGCAAUUACAUAGAACUAGCCCUCCGUGAACUCGGCUUCCAUAGCGUCUUCCCGCACACCGGUGUGGGCACAGAAAUGAUGGCCGGCCCGGGUGCCGUGACCCCCGCUCAGCCCGGUGCGCCACCGUACGGUGGGUACGCCGGCGGGUAUCCCGUACAUCAACAACAAGCCAUGGGCGGAGGGCCAAUGAAGCGCGUAUUCCCACUCGUGACGGGCACCUUUGGAGCGGUAGACUUCUUGCACUCUGUUCUCGGUGAAGCCCAAGAUAAGUUUUCUCAGACAGAAGUGGAUGAACUGGACAAUGUCCUUGGGGAAGCCCACGAGCAACAAAAAAAGUCGGAACGCACCGGGCAAAAGAGCGUUCUGCAGGGUCUCCUGCAACAAAUACCCAGCCUUGGCGGUCUCUCUGGCGACGCCGAUAGACUGGAGGCGCAGAGCAACGCCAAAGAAAUGGAGAACAUGCACAUCGCCCCACAGAAAUCCCGUGGGCCGGCACCGUCUGGCGGCUUUGACGCUGCAAAGACCGCGCGCGACAUAUACCCAAUCCUUGAGUUCAGAGAUAAAGUCAUGCGCAGUAUUGAAGAGGCCAUAGAGCGAAUUCCUGGCCUCACCGCGCUCGUUGAGAAGAUCUCUGAGACGCUUUCGUUAUUCGUACUCUCCCUUCUGGCGCCAUACGUCCGCCCAAUAAUAGCUCAGGCCUCCCUAGAACUAAAAGCGGGUUCCAGUGCUGUCGUUGACUCCUCGGCAGCCCACCAGUACGAACCGUGGACCGUACCGACAUGCACGGACCCGACCCACUCCCUCCUGUCAAAAGACCACUUCUCCAACAAACUUAAUACCCCCGCCGGAGAAGUCGCCAGUGCGAUAUUAACAUACACAGUCCCCCGAAUAGUUUAUGCCUGGGAGAAUCCUACCACCCCGAUAGAGAUGGUACUCCACGACGUAACACGCGUGUUCCACCACCCGGCACUACGUGAUCCGAAUGCCGAGGUCCAGGCAACUAUGUUCAAUACCGUCGCCGCAUGGAUCGAGCGUCUGCGCGACAAGGGCGCAUCGCUGAACGACGUGCUAUCCAGCGAGGGCGUCCGCGCUGGGAAGAACCACGAAGGAGGGGUAUUCGCCGGCGGUCAUGAAGGUGGCCACGGAAAGCUCAAGGACGGCGAAUGGGAGAAGGCGAAGAAGAAGAAGAAGGACAAGGACUCCAAGAAAGACAAGGACAGCUACUCCGGCAUCCCAGGAAUCUCGUCUAGUGGUGGGGGCAUGAACGUUGGAGGGGUCAAGAUCCCCGGCCCCAUUGGUGGAAUACUCGACGCCGUUACCGCCGGGUACACGGAUAAUAAGGGUGGCUCCUCUGGUAUAAAGUACAAGGAGGAGAAGUACCAUGAUAAGGAUAAGUAUCACGAUAAGGAGAAGCACCACGACAAGGAGAAGAAGAAGGAGAAGAAGGAGAAGCAUUACGAUGAGUAUGAUAAGUAUGUUCCUCCCUUCCAACUAUUGGCCGGAAAACGAUGGGCAUAUGGCUAAUGAGUCUUGCGCCGCAGGGAUAAAAAGGACAAAAAGGACAAAAAGGACAAGGACAAGGAUAAACACAAGGAUAAGGAUAAGAAGGAUAAGAAGGACAGGAAGGACAGGCACUACUCCGAAGAUGAGGACUCUGAGGACGGACGUCGUUAUCGUGGGCACAGUGGAGAUUAUGAACAUCAUGGUGGGCAUGGGUAUCAGGCUGGGUAUCCGGGGGGAUAUCCAGGCGGGUAUUAAUUUGCCUUAUUUCUUUGUCGGUUGGAUUAGGGGCGCCGUCGUGUUGUGCGUUUAGUUUAAGUUCUAUUCCUCUUUGGAACUCGUAUCGUUUUUGGUUGUAGUGCAUGAAAUAUCACUCGAUAUCCGAAAUU